This is a messenger RNA of Oenanthe melanoleuca, 3470 nucleotides long. It is a transcript of the gene SLC35D1, whose product is annotated as solute carrier family 35 member D1. The transcript is spliced from 13 exons. The record is from RefSeq and is a predicted model, not a curated record. Bases 32 to 1111 code for a protein of 359 amino acids. Gene Ontology annotation, cellular component: Golgi apparatus. Gene Ontology annotation, molecular function: GDP-fucose transmembrane transporter activity; antiporter activity. Lineage: Eukaryota; Metazoa; Chordata; Aves; Passeriformes; Muscicapidae.
CCGCCCCGCCGUGUCCGGUCCCGCCCCAGCCAUGUCGGCCCCGCGCAGACGCCCCGCGGCCGCAGCCGGGGGGGGCCCCGAGGGGGCGGCCGAGGGGGGAGCCCCCGCCGGAGCCCCCGCGCCCGGCGAUGCGGAGCGGGGCAUGGCGGCCCCGCCGCUCUGCCUGCGCCUGCUGGCCGCCGCCUUCUACGGCCUCAGCUCCUUCCUCAUCGUCGUCGUCAACAAGAGCGUCCUCACCACCUACGGGUUCCCGUCCUCGCUGUGCGUGGGGCUGGGCCAGACCGUGGCCACCGUGGCCGUGCUCUGGGCGGGGAAGGCGCUGCGGGUGGUCAAGUUCCCUGACCUGGACAGAAACAUCCCCCGGCGGACAUUUCCUCUACCUCUGCUGUAUUUCGGCAACCAGAUCACGGGACUGUUCAGCACCAAGAAACUGAACCUGCCCAUGUUCACGGUGCUGCGCAGGUUCUCCAUCCUCUUCACCAUGUUUGCCGAGGGGUUCCUGCUCAAGAAGAAGUUUUCCUGGAGCAUCCAGAUGACAGUAUUUGCCAUGAUCUUUGGUGCAUUUGUGGCUGCCAGUGCUGACUUGGCAUUUGACCUGGAGGGAUACAUUUUCAUCCUCAUUAACGAUGCCUUAACAGCUGCAAACGGUGCCUACGUGAAACAGAAGCUGGAUUCAAAGGAGCUGGGCAGGUAUGGGCUGCUGUACUACAACGCUCUGCUGAUGAUCCUGCCCACCCUGGGCAUUGCCUGCAUCACUGGGGAUGCUCAGAAGGCAGUGGAGUUCCAGGGCUGGGCUGACACCUUCUUCCUGCUGCAGUUCCUCCUGUCCUGUGUGAUGGGGUUUAUCCUGAUGUAUUCCACAGUUCUUUGCACUCAGUACAACUCUGCUCUUACAACUACAAUAGUUGGCUGUAUUAAGAAUAUUUUAAUAACCUAUAUUGGGAUGUUUUUUGGAGGAGAUUAUAUUUUUACAUGGAUGAACUUCAUUGGUCUAAAUAUCAGCAUUGCUGGGAGCCUGGUGUACUCCUACAUCACCUUCACCGAGGAGCAGCUGAGCAAGGAGCCCGAGGCUGGCAGCAAGAUGGACAUUAAAGGGAAGAGCUCGGUGUGAGCAGGGAGAGGCUUCUCUGGAACCAACCUCUUCCUGCUCCUUUGAUCAGGGCAGGAGUGGGGGGGCUCUGCAGGAGCCCCUGGGGAUGCUCUUGAUUUGCACAGCUGAGAUUGCUGCCUUCCCAAAUCCUGGGGGGGCCCUGCAGCCUGCACGGGGAAGGAUCAGCCUGAUUGGGUCUGAUUGGGAGCAAUUCACGGGUUUCUAAUCGAGCUGGGGGUUGGCACUGGAGAGGGCACAGGGCUGGAGUUCUGGGCACAGGGCUGGAGUUCUGGGCACAGGGCUGGAGUUUUGGGCACAGGGAUGGAAUUCUGGGCACAGGGCUGGAGUUCUGGGCACAGGGCUGGAGUUUUGGGCACAGGGCUGGAGUUCUGGGCACAGGGCUGGAGUUCUGGGCACAGGGAUGGAGUUCUGCCCCCUGGGCUGGAGUUCUGCCCCCUGGGCUGGAGUUCUGCCCCCAGGGAUGGAGUUUUGGGCACAGGGCUGGAGUUUUGGGCACAGGGAUGGAGUUUUGGGCACAGGGAUGGAGUUCUGGGCACAGGGAUGGAAUUCUGCCCCCUGGGAUGGAGUUCUGCCCCAGGGAUGGAGUUCUGGGCACAGGGCUGGAGUUCUGGGCACAGGGAUGGAGUUCUGCCCCAGGGAUGUUCCAGGUUGGAGUUCUGCCCCCAGGGAUGGAGUUCUGGGCACAGGGAUGGAGUUCUGCCCCCAGGGAUUUAGUUCUGCCCCCAGGGAUGGAGUUAGUUCUCCUCCCAGGGAUGUUCCAGGUUGGAGUUCUGCCCCCAGGGCUGUUCCUGGGCUGUUCUGGCUGGAUUUGCCCCCAGGGCUGUUCUGGCUGGAUUUGCCCCCAGGGCUGUUCUGGCUGGAUUUGCCCCCAGGGCUGUUCUGGCUGGAUUUGCCCCCAGGGCUGUUCCUGGCUGGAUUUGCCCCCAGGGCUGUUCUGACUGGAUUUGCCCCCAGGGCUGUUCUGGCUGGAUUUGCCCCUGGGCUGUUCCUGGCUGGAUUUGCCCCCAGGGCUGUGCUGCUCCAAGCCCAUCCUGCUCCCCCUGCAAGGACAGGAACACCCUGGGAGCUGCUCAGAACCUCCUGGAUGAAUGUUCAGUGCUCUCUGCAUUUCAGUUUUAACUUUCCCUGUUUGUUUGCUGUUUGUUUGGCCCAUUAACCCACUUUCCAAGCUCACCUUGCCUUCCCCCCUGUGGAAUUCCCAGCAGGAAUUUUCCCCAGGGUGUUCCUGGCACUGCACAUCCAGGGACCCUGCCCAGGCUGCAGCUCCCUCCCCCUGCAAGGCACAGGGACUGAAAUCUUCUUUUUUUGGCAAGCACAGGGCCCCACAAUUCUUGUUUUCCAUGGAAUGAGUCACCCUGGCUUUGUGACCCACUAAAAGAAUGGGAAUUGUAACACACUGGGCAUUAUCCAGUGAUUUUUUUUUAAAGGUUGUCCUACCCAGCAUUUCUUUCCAGGUCUCCUUGGCUUCUCUUUCAGUUUAAAAAGAAUUUAUUUUUAAGCUUUUAGUAAAAUAAUGUAUUUAGAGAUUUUUUUGUACCCUAACAGCUUCUCUAGACACUGACACUGGGUUUUUUUAGGAGAUAUUUUCUUGAACUGGAACUGCUGUUGGGCAAAGCUGCAUUUGUUGGAGUUUAUUGGAAAUUUUUGGAUGGGAAAGAGAUUUUCUGUCAGGGUGCAGCUCCAGCCUGUGUGUGGGGAAGCUGCUGCCUGCUCCUGGAGCAAUCCCAGAGCCACAAUUCCCUUUUUUUGUGGGAUUUUGUGGUGCCAGGGGCAGCUGGGGUGUCCUGGAGCAGCCCCUCAGCUCCUUCCCCCUCUGAGCACAGUAAAAAAGAAAUCCCUGAUUAUUUUAUCUCCCAAAAUUCCAGUAAAACCUUGGCUGUGUCCCAAGGGGGCUGUGCAAAGCCUCCCAGUCCCUCCACUGGUUCCUGUACUGGUUCUAUCCAGCAGCUCCUGCCUCUUGCUGCAGCAUUCCCAAAUAAUUCCCAUUUUUCCCACUUGUGCCCUGACUCUGCCCUGCUGAGUUCACAGCCAGGAGGUUGAUUUUUGUCAGAGGGUUUUUUUUAAAAAAUAAUUUUCUGUUUGUUUUUGAAUCUACUGGUUAGAUUUGGAGUCCUAACAAGGAUUUUUAAAGGAUCCUGCACACUGGGAAAGCCAAGAAUUCCUCUAACAGUAUUUUCUAUGCUAUUAAUUGACUAAAAAAAAAAAAAAAAGUUUUCUAUAGAGAAUCUAUUUACAAAAUGAGCAUUUUAGUGAUGAAAAUCUGAAUGUAUGGCAGGCUGUGGAUGUGAGGAAUGAGAGCAGAAAGGAUUUAUGUGCCUCUGUAUUUUUGUAUUUGCUUCCAAUAAACCAAUGAACCAAA